This is a messenger RNA of Exophiala viscosa, 1518 nucleotides long. Its product is annotated as dimethylaniline monooxygenase (N-oxide forming). The transcript has a single exon. Lineage: Eukaryota; Fungi; Ascomycota; Eurotiomycetes; Chaetothyriales; Herpotrichiellaceae. Bases 1 to 1518 code for a protein of 505 amino acids. Gene Ontology annotation, molecular function: NADP binding; flavin adenine dinucleotide binding; N,N-dimethylaniline monooxygenase activity. The record is from RefSeq and is a predicted model, not a curated record.
AUGACUCAACAUCGUGCCAAAAGAGUGGCUGUGAUAGGGGCAGGCAUCUCAGGCGUGUCCUCCGCAGCACAUCUCCUACGACAAGGACUGGAUGUCGUCCUGUUCGAAAGGUCAGGUGUUGCAGGCGGAGUAUGGCACUUUGACCCGCGGUCUACAAAAGACCCCUCAUACCCAAAUGAACUGCCUUCCAAGGGCGACUAUGAGACAAAACCAGAGUCAGCAUAUAGCACGCCGCCGCCAGAGAGCGACGACAAGGAAGGCGACGUCGAAAUUGCCCACGCACCUCCUGGGCCGUGCUAUUCCGGACUCAAGAACAACGUGUCGACACGCCUGAUGCGGACAAGUCUGCAGUCAUGGCCUACCGGAACCGAAGACUUUGUCACCCAGAAAGUGCUGGAAGAAUAUAUCCAAGCACUCGCCGAAGACCACGGCGUAUCCAGCAUCACUCAGUACCACACGCGAGUCGAGGAGGUCCGCAAGUCCGGCUUUGAAUGGCUGGUGAGAACGACCAGUCUGGAGAAGACGGCCCUCGGCUCGCACCUCUUGGAGCGACGUUGGACUUUCGAUGCCGUCGUCGUAGCUUCUGGACAUUACAACAUGCCACGAAUACCCGAAGCUCCAGGCCUUAAGCAGUGGAAAGAGGCGUUCCCAGAACGAGUCUGGCACUCCAAGAGAUAUCGAAACCCUCGGGUGUUCCAAGACCAGAACAUUUUGCUCAUCGGUGCGGGCGUUUCCUCGUGCGACAUUGCCAAAGAGUCUGCCGCUCACGCCAAACAUAUUUUCCAGAGUUCACGUGGCGGUGUGCUCGAUUUGCCAGCGACUUUCCUGCCCAAGAAUGCCACAAGAAUCCCAGGCAUCAAAUCAUUUGAGUUAGACGCUUCGCACCACGAAACAAAGUCCGAGUCAGACCCUAUUCCGGGGAAGAUCAUUCUCGAAAACGGCGAGGAGCUCUCCGAUGUCCACGCGGUCAUUCUGUGCACCGGGUAUAUCACAUCAUACCCGUUUCUGGCUCACCUGCACUCCGACACCACACCAACAAGUCAAGCAGAUGAAUCGGUGCUCGUGACAGCCGAAGGGGACAUGGUGCACAACCUGCACAAAGACAUCUUCUACAUUGAAGACCCGUCGCUCGUCUUCGUUGGCGCACCGUACCACAUUGCAACAUUCUCGCUGUUCGACUUCCAGGCUCAAGUGGUAGCCAGGGUUUUGAGCGGGAAAGCGUCCCUACCCACGCAUGAUCAAAUGCGCGAGGAGUAUCGGGCGCGAGUGGAAGCAAAAGGUUUGGGACGCGAUUUCCAUAGUCUCAGAGGAGAAGGUGAAGAACAGGCGUAUGUGGCAGAGCUUGUGGAUUGGACGAACAGAGAUGCUGCUGGGCUAGGCGUCGGGGACAAGAUGCGAGGUCACACAGAGGAGUGGCACGAAGCAAAUCGUGAUAGAGAGGAGAAGUUAAAGUGGUUGCGGGCGACCAAAGACCAGGAGAAGAAGAAAGAGGCUGGAUUUGAUACUGUCGCGGUAUGA